Molecule: messenger RNA, 854 nt
Organism: Drosophila hydei
Lineage: Eukaryota; Metazoa; Arthropoda; Insecta; Diptera; Drosophilidae
Exons: 1
Coding region: 112-702 (196 amino acids)
Source: RefSeq, a predicted model, not a curated record
CCCAGUUGUCAGUCAUCUGUUAGAAUUCAACAGAGAAGUAAAAAAUAAAUUCAAAGUUUAUCAAAAUUUAUAUUCAAUUGAAAAUUUUAAAACUUGUGCUAAACCGGCUGAAUGUCUGAGGCAGAGGACGAAGAGGCUCCGGAAGGAGAGGAUAUCGAGGCAGCAGACGAAGGCGAAGGCGAAAAGGGGGAUGUGGGAGCUGAAGAAGGAAUUGUCGAGGACAAACUGGAUGAGAGCGAAGAGGAUCCGUUUGAGCUGCUUGACGAGUCGAGCGAGGAUAAUGAGGAAGAAAAGCUCAUGUAUCGGGAGUAUCUCGAUUUGACGAAAGAAAUCGAUUGCCAGAAUGCAAUUAUAAACGAUCUCAAGGAACAAACACGGGACCUGUGCGAAAAUCCCUGUCGGACCCACCAGGACAAGGCCAACUUAAAGAAGAUUCUCAUCUGCCUCGAUCAAGAGAAAAUCAAACUGAAGACCAUGAUAAGACGCGCUAUCCACCUGCAGAAUAAUGGAUCGAAGAGGGCUUACGGAGAUAUAGAGCUGGCCACAUCGUUCAUAGAGGAAAACUUACUACAAACUUCCAUUAGUUGCUCGAAGACCAUCAAAUAUCCUUCACCCAAACGGAAGUCCCUAACCGCGCAGCAAAUUUGCGAUGCUUUAGAGGAAGCGGAAUCCGAGUCGGAAUCUGAAGCGGAUUGCUGUUGACCAAAGCUGCAGUUGCUAAUAUGUCCUAUUGGAAAUGUGAAAGAGCUGUUCGCAAAUUUAGACGUAGAUGUACUUUUAAUAUGUUACAAAUAUUCCAUGCUGAAAUUAAUUCUUAAAAGUUCAAAUUAUAUCGCUAUGAAAAGUUCCUUGAA